AUGGAUAUGUUUCGCACAGCUAUCUUGCUUUCUCAUAAAUAUGGAAUUAAUGUUGAUGGUUAUCCUAUUAACUAUAGUAUUAUCGAAACAGUGACUGAUAUUAAUGGAUUUUCUGCGCUUCAUCUUAUAUGUGAGCAUAUUAGUGAUCCUAGAAAGGCAAGCAUUGUAGGCAUUGUGGGACCAGCUACUUCUAAUGAUGUUCGAUUUCUGGCUCCAUUCGCCGCUCAAAUUGGUUUACCAUUCGUUUCAUAUGGUGCAACCAAUGAUGAUCUUUCCGAUAGUCGACUAUAUCCAACUUUUUAUCGUACUGUACCAUCAGAUAGUUUUCUUGUUGAAGCGAUUGUUGAACUUUUCGAACAAUUUUCAUGGAAAACAUGUAUAAUAAUUUGUGAAAAAAGUGAUUAUGGUUACGGUGGAUUGAAAUUAAUAUCUGAACACCAUAAUAGAAGACUAUGCAUUAAAGACCAAUUGACAUUUGAUACACGUUCAAAUAGAUUUAAUGUUGAUUUAAAAGAAAAAUUAAAAAUGAGUCGAUCACGUAUUGUACUCGUUUGGGCAAAUCAGAGUACAUCGACGGUAAUCAUUCAACAUGCUCUUAAAGCAGAUCUCGUCGGUGGCUCAUUUGUAUGGGUGACGACCAAUCAGGUGAUAUUGACCGAAUUCAAUGGAACUGAUCGUCAGAAACUGAUAGGUCUUCUCACAGUAAUGCCAAUACACGGUAGUGAUCUCGCAGAAGGUGUUAAUCAAACACUUCUUAACGAUGCUCUUGCUAUCUGGCGCAAUUCAACAGAUUACAAAAGCAGUUAUCCAGCUAAUUUGACUGGCAUCAGUUCAUUUGCUAUGUUUACUUUUGAUGCUGCAUGGAUAUUGAUUGAAGCGCUCAACAAAUUAUCAUCGGACGAUAGUCCUUCACUUGUUACCACACCAUUUUGCUUCAACAGUUCAUUAAUGAACAGUAAUAAUUAUCAUAAAAAUCUUGAAGAAAUCUAUUUCUCUGGUGUUUCGGGUAUUGUCCAAUUUGCGAAAAAUGUUUCAAAUAAUCGUAUUGGUUCCACUUAUUAUGUACUCUAUAAUGUACAACCAACGAGAAUCACUUCAACCAAUCUCAAAUAUAGAAAAGUGUUGAAAUGGUCUGGAACAGGAGAGAAAUGGAAGAAUUUUAAUCAUUCUCAAACGAUUGGUAUCAUUUGGCCUCAGAAUUCCAAUGAAAUACCACGUGAUUAUCUACUAAUUGGAGUUCCACGAGGUACACCUUAUCAUAAAUUAGUCAGUAUGGUAGCUGAAAAUAAUAGUCAAUGGGAUAUUAGUAUAUCAGAUACUCGAAUCACUACCAAUCGUCUAGAUAGUGUUGACUUUUCAGUGCCAAUUCAUGAGAAUACAAUUCGUGUUAUUAUUCGUGAUAAUUCAUAUUCGUCGGCUUUCAGUCUCUUUUCAUUUCUUAGUCCAUUCACAUGGGAUGUCUGGCUCGUUCUUGCCGCACUGAUCAUCUAUUCAGGUGUUCUUCUUUAUUAUUUUGAACAAAAGAGUAAUACCAAUGAAAUUAAUCAAACGAAGAACUUUCGAGUUACUAUUAUUGAACUAUGUCAAAUGUUGAGUAAUCUUAUGAGUUUUGAUCAUGGUUUUCAUUUGACUCGAAUGUCUAGUCGAAUAAUAAUAAUUGGUCUAAAUGCAUUGGGCACGAUUAUUGUGGCUAUUUACACGGCUAAUCUAUCUUCAUUUCUCACAUUGAGACGAACUCAACCUUUGAUUUCAGGUAUUGACGAUAUUAAAAAUGGUCGAUUACCAUUUUCGAGAAUUGGUAUUCUAACAAAUUCUGCUACUGCCGAUUAUUAUGUUCAAAAUAUAUCGUCAAUCUAUUUUCCUCUAUCAACUAGUGACGAAAUCUUUGCACGAUUGCUUGACAAUAGUAUUGAUGCCGCUUUAUGGGGUUCGUCUGUACUCGAAUAUACUACUGCGAAUUAUUUUUGUCAACAAUUAACUGUAGUUGGUGUUGGAGCACUCAAAUCAUCCAUUGGCAUUGUUAUGCAUAAAGAUUGGGAAUACAAAGACACUUUAAACCGGAACAUUCAAACGAUGCGUGAUUCAGGAAUUUUAGAACAACUCGAGAAAAAAUGGUUUGGACAACAUAAAUGUUUCGAUUCAUCAAAAUCAUUAUAUGGAAAAGAUGAAACAGGUGGAAAACAUGAAAAUGAUAAAUUUUCACUUGAUAUGAUGGGUGGAUUAUUUAUUACAUUUAUAUUUUUAUCUAUCAUAGCACUUUUCUUACAUUUCUACCAUGUUCGAAUUACUAUCGUCGCUUCAAUUCGAUUAUAUAUUAAACGAAUGAAAAUAUUUUUUCGAAAAAUCAUCACUUUUGAUUAG
Rotaria sordida is the source of this 2361-nucleotide messenger RNA. NCBI's taxonomy places the organism in Eukaryota, Metazoa, Rotifera, Eurotatoria, Philodinida, Philodinidae. The record is from the annotation of a GenBank genome assembly.